Molecule: messenger RNA, 1380 nt
Organism: Quercus lobata
Lineage: Eukaryota; Viridiplantae; Streptophyta; Magnoliopsida; Fagales; Fagaceae
Exons: 5
Coding region: 112-1380 (422 amino acids)
Source: RefSeq, a predicted model, not a curated record
CCACGAAAUCAAAUUUUACCUUUAUUUCUUUAUUUAUAUAUUACCUAUCUCAAUAUUCUACUUGAAAUGUGAAAUAAUAAGCUCCACCUUACAGCUUCAAGGAGUGCCAGGAUGGUAAGUGAACUAUUUAGAACUCGGCUUCAAGAUGGAUAUGUUUCAUAUCGGUGGGAGAGGAGGAUGCAGGAGUUUCUAUCAGUUCCCUUUUCCAGCUGCUUUCUUUCCAUACUCCUCCUUCCUAAAGCUUCAGAUGAAUGCGCUUCUCACUACAAUGACUUGGAAGACACGCUUGCUAGGGCAAAUGCAUGGAUCAAUUCAUCUCAGGCCUCUGGAGUUCCAAUAGUCUUCAUGAACGUGCAGACUGAGUCACUGCUUACAAAGAUCUCUGGAAAAACAGCUUCUUCCACAGUGAAUGCAGGGUCCUUAUCUGAUUUGUCUAAUCUUGCAAAUGUAAGCCUAUAUGGUUUUGAGGAUUACCACGGGGUAGACAUUGGUGUUGUUAGAGCAGUUCGUCUCUGGUAUGCUCCUCUUGGAGAAGAGUUUGCAAUUGAAAUCAAGCUAAGAGAAGACGACACAAAGCUUGGAUUCGCUAUUAGCCGUACAGAAGAGGGAUUUAUUUUCAUCUCAUCAGUUAUUGAUGAUGAUGAAAAUGCACCUUCGACCCGGUCAGGGCUACAAAAUUUGUAUAAAGAAGCUACAAACUCAUCUAGGCUGCUGGUGGUCUCAAGAAUUGCCAAUCAGAAGGUCCUACCAUGGUUAGUUUCGUCAACGGGAGCAAUUCGAUGCUUUGACACUGUUUCACUCAGCCAGAAGCUCUCAUUGCACCGGCAUGCCAAGGUUCCAAUUACCAUUCAUGUGUUGUUGUGGGAUAGAUCAUUGGCUGUACCAAGUGGUGCCAACGGGUCUAGAGCUGCUACCCCUUCUGUUAUGCAAUUACCACCUGAAGUUCAAUUGUCAUGCCGUCCUGAUGAGAAUCAAAUAGAGCUUCUGCCACCUGAAGUUCCUAGUGAUAGUAGUAGAGUUGUUGGUGAUCAUGGACCAGAAAUAACGCUUGAGCGAGACACGUCUGGGGAAGCCUCCUUUAGAUUCCAUGAUUUCGCACUUGCAAGCAAUUGGAAUCUCAGUUCAUGUUCGCGGCUUCAUCUCAAGUUGUCCUCCCGUGUCUUCACUGAUAUGGACAAUGAAGUGAUUGAGGAUGAUGAUGACAUCAAUUUGAAAUCAUUUGGUGAUGAACUUGAUGCUCCUCCCGGAUUUAGAGAUAAAAAUAAUCCUAUUGAAGUUGAAGAUGAAGAAGAUGAGGAUGAAGAUGAUGAUAGUGAUGCUAGUGGUGGAACAUCUAGUUCACAUGAUUAUAUUGAUUUCAAUUUUCUUCAUAACAAAUGA